Molecule: messenger RNA, 2730 nt
Organism: Venturia canescens
Lineage: Eukaryota; Metazoa; Arthropoda; Insecta; Hymenoptera; Ichneumonidae
Product: zinc finger protein 346-like
Exons: 6
Coding region: 1472-2206 (244 amino acids)
Cellular component (GO): nucleus
Molecular function (GO): nucleic acid binding; zinc ion binding
Source: RefSeq, a predicted model, not a curated record
AACCUUUGCUAAUGUAGUGGUCCAGUCUAGUGUUGAAAAAGUUACGCCUCAUCGAGCACACGAGCGACGUUACGAGGGUAUCACGGAAUAACCCGAUACAUUUGUUUAAAUAAUGUUUUUCUUCAACACAAAAUAUAAGAUGGCUGCUACUAUAUUUCACGACAGCAGCCCCACGCAUAUACAUAGGUAUAAAGCGAAGCGCCUACUGAUUGACGAUAUGGACGAGCGCUUCUAAUUGGCCGAAGGGGCUAAAGCCGCUGUCGCAACGACGAGUACGAGCGACGCGCUCGCUAGGCGGCUUCUCGAUUGGCUCAAAUAUAUUUGCAAUAGCCGCGCGAGGAACCCGGCUGGGGUUUUAGCGUCGAGGCGUUUUCACCGUUCCCUCGUUCCUCGCAGCGCGUUUCGUACCCACUUUUCACGCCGCUUUUCGUCGCCGCGAACAGCGACGAUGCGCCCCCGCCACACCGCAAAAAUUAUAUAUUUUUUUUCCCCUCACUAUUUCUUUCGUCUAUCUUGCUUUUUCUCUCUAUCUCACUCUCACUCUCACUCACUUACUCCACUCUCUCGUUCUCUUAUCUAAUCGACCAUGCCGAUUCGUAUCACGACGCUCUCUGUACACGUUUCGUCCCGUUACACCCUCGAAACGUCCAAUCCGCACCACGAAUUAUAAUAAACGUGAUACCGGCUAGUGUCGGGACACGAGUAUUAUUGAAUGUUUUUAUUUUAUCACAGUUCUCUCUCUUUCUCUCCCUCUGUUGUCCGUCCCCCUCUCUCUUUCUCUCUCUCUCUCUCUCACGGCCUCCCCACUCGUUUUCUUUGAUCGCGAAAAUUAUGUGUUUCGAUGAUGAUCGCGGGACCGCAUGUCUCCGGAACGACUCGCGACGACGCGCCACUGUGUACUGCCGCUUACGGCUAUAUAUGGAACGCUUAUCACUCCGGGGGGGUUUCGGUGAGAGGACGCCGCUGUCGCUCUCACUCGCUUUCGCUCACUCGCUUCUCUGUGCGCUCGCUCACUCGCUCUCGCACGCCCGCUGCCCACCGUUCACCACCACAGCCUUUCCGACUCUGCGCGUUUUGUGCUAGAACCCUAAUAACAACAUGUCGGUGAAAAUAUCAUCCGCUGCUCCUGCUCCGCGGAGAAAGAGAGAAAGAGUCCAGUCAAGGGCACUAUAAAAACGGCGGCAAUCGCACCGAGAGGGCUCUCCCUCGCUCCCUCUUUCUUUCCUUUCUCUCUGUUACUCGCACACAACCAUCUCUCAUUAGAUAUUCCCUAAGAAUAAUUUUACCCUUGCUCUGCCAUUUGUGUACACGGAACGAGCAACGAAAGUAUGAAUGGGUAGAAAAUACGUGAAUUGAAAUCGCAAAUCUCAACAACAUAAAUAUACAAACAUUAUAAGAUACAAUAUAUGAACGAGAGAAACGUGACUAAAUAGGGCGAUCGGAGUAUCAUCGGCUUGACUUAUUAUACGAAAUGGCAUCUGCAACGAGAAACGUGAUGGACAAUUCACUGAACGAUCCAGUGACGAAGGCAGUCGUUGACAACAUAAUGGGAAAUUUACCAACAAAAAAGCCACCGGUACGAUGCGUCGAUUGCGAUCUAUGUUUCACCAGCCAAACUGUACUCGAGUGUCAUCUCCAAGGCUCUCGUCAUGCUAAACAGAUUAGAUCAAAAACUAUAAUGGCUUCCCUGGAAGAGACGAAAGUCGCGUUCAGCAAGGACCAAGAAGCAAACAGUCUCAAGUGCAAUGUUUGCAACGUCUGUCUCAAUUCCAUUCAGCAACUGCAAACGCAUCUCAACGGCAAUCGUCACAAGAAGAAAGCAAUGAAAGGUGGGUGGACCGGGACCGAGGUGACCCAGGGUUCUUCCGUCGGAUCUGCAUCGACGGUGACGAGUGUGAAAAUCGUUGCCUCCGCGAAGCCUUCAAAUCCAGCGGCUAGCACAAAGUCCUCCAACUCGAAUGUCAACAAAGGAGUUACGUUUUCGUGCGACGUUUGCAACAAAUUUUUCAACUCAAAAACCCAAUACGAUGUGCACAUCUCGUCGAAAAAACAUUCGGACAGGCUCAACAGAGGAGCCGCGAAGAACCCAAAGAAAAAACGCUUCUUUCCCUAUUGGAAAAAAUCGAAAGCACUGGAAAACGCCGACGCCCAAAUACCAAUACCAUCGUUGGCAAAUAACUUUGUUUCAGGCGGCUACAACUCGUAGAAAUCAUUUUACAUGGUGGAAUGACAAAGUUUGGAAAAAUUCGGUUCGACGUUGUAACAGCAGUGAUAAGAAAAAAUCUGCUGUACCGAUAAAACGCAACGCCACGUCCAAUCUCUUUUAUAUUGCAGAUGGACGUUAAUUAUAGAGUUUGAUUAUUCCAAUCUUUCUGGCACACACGGCAACUCGUUUUUUGCUCUUUCCUUUUCUUCUGCGUGUAAAAAUAUCUUCAAAAGAAAACCGAAAAGUAUAAAACAAACUCCAAAGCAUUCCGAUACAAAAGCCUCUUUUUCAUUUCACUUCGUUUAGUAUUUACAAUUGCAAACUUUAUAAAGUAUUGUUUGAAAUUCUUGGUCCGAGAGACAUCGAAUCGUCGUUUUCGGGCUGAAAAAAACAGUCUGUGAUUAAUAAUUAUUCAGUAAUUAUUUUCUUUUUUCUCAAGUUUAACAUUUUUGUAGAAGAUUUAAGAGCCAAAUGACUGUAAUUGCGUGGAUCUCAAAUAUAUAAUUAUUAAUAUUAGUCCUAAA